CCCAUGGAGGCUCUGGGGAUUUCCUUCUCCGGUUUCCUUUGCGGAGGACAAAGCAGAGACCGGCUAAUUAUACGAGCCUCAAACAAGUUGGGGCAAUGUUUACAUCUCCUCUGCGGCAUUAUACGUUGCUGCUAGUAGUAUGCUGCGCGAGCACGUUAUGUUCUGCGGCCAUUAAUCUGGGCUUCUGCAGUAACAAAGACCUCGAGUGUAAGUGUGGAACUCCAGGUUAUGCGUUACGGGUCCCUGUCAGAAGGUGCAGUACUGUUCGAGGAUGGCGGCACCAGUGUGAGCCGUGCGAUGGGCGUAAGGAGUCUGACGUGUGCGGAAACUUGAGGCACUGCCAGGAGUGCAAGACAGAUGCUUCCGGUUGCACAGCAUGUCCUCCAGGAGCCUAUGGUGCAUGGUGCACCGAAAGAUGUCAUUGCCAGAAUGGAGGUAGUUGUGACAGUGUAACUGGUACGUGUGUAUGUCCGGACGGCUUUUCGGGACACAAGUGCGAAGAUCGUGUAGGCUGUGAUCCCUUGAGCAUUCCCCCCAACACGCAAGCUACGAUGGACAACCUCGACAGGCCGACAGUGAUCUAUUACAAGUGCGAAGAGGGAUUCCAUCUGAUUGGCGCGAAUACCUUAAACUGCAUGGAGAAUGGCCAUUGGAGCGACGCCGCCCCGAAGUGUGUGAGAGUGUCCUUCUGUGCUGACUUGGCGAGGGUACCACGAGCAAGAGUUCACACGCAACGACGGAGUAACACCAAGAGCCCUUUUCACAGUAACGGCACGAUACUGACGUACACGUGCGAUCCGCAGUACGAGAUCUUAGGCUCCGACGCUCUUUACUGCAGAGAUGACGGUACAUGGUCCGACCCGGUACCUGUUUGUCUCAAAGUUUCGGAUGAACGAAUCACGUGUCAAACAAGGGCGGAUGACAUAUUGGACUCGCAAUCUAUUCCAGUCAGGGGCUACUGUCCUCCUGGCUGCGGCCUUACACAAGGCACUGUCAUCGGCACCGUUGUGUACCACCACUUAUCAUCGGUGUGCCGUGCCGCUGUGCACGCGGGCAAAAUAAACAACGCAGGCGGACCCAUCUACGUGGUGAGGUCUGGGUUGUUCACCGACUUCGCGGGUUCCAUGGCCAAUGGUGUGUCCACUUCUGCGUUUCCUCACAUUGCAGAAAGUUUUAAGUUUGAUGAAGACCGUGCUCCGAGGGUCGAACAAGGUUGCCAGACAAGGUGGUCAGCAUUGGGUCAACAGUGCAUCCUAGUGACUGGAAAGAGAGCGACAUGGCACCAUGCGAAAAAUUACUGCCGCAAUUCUGGAGCGAGGCUUCUUGAAUACCGCGAAGACACACUCGAGAAAGAAGUUACACCCUUCUUGAAGGAAAAAGGUGUGGGUGAGGCGUGGCUAGAGGACUCCCAUCACCUUCUCAGGCGCAGACGUCGUCGGGACCACACGGACCUGGAGGAAGACUGCUUCGUGCUCAAUCCUGGCAGCGCAAAGGAACCUAUUCGGUGGACAACAUGCGAUCGGAGUUACCUCGUCGUGUGUGCGGCCAACAUGGGACAUGCCUUUGCCGAAUGUCUCGAUCCUGGCCCAAUUCGCAACGGCACGGCCGAGGUGGAAAACAUGGUGCAGCCAGGAAGGUUUCUGGAAGGAACUAUGAUACACUACAGUUGCGCGGAGCUUUUCUUCCUGAGCGGGCCAUCGGAUAUUACGUGCCUCAGCGACGGUACCUGGAGCUUGACGAAACCGCAGUGCUUAAAACUGACUACGUGCGAAGAACCAAAUAUUCCUCCGUACGGAACUGUGGCGUAUAGUGAAGAAGGCACCGGAGGCACUGUCGUUCACGGGCGCCUCGCAGAAAAGAUUACUCCCCUUCGAAGAACAACCCCGUCCCCACAAUCACAAGUGAAGCUGCCGGAAGGACACCUUCGCGUGGGCACCAAAGCCAGCUAUUCAUGUAUCAGCCGCUUCUAUUCCCUGGCUGGAUCCCAGGUACGACGCUGCAUGCCAGACAGUACGUGGAGCGGAAGGUUGGCCACCUGCAUUCCAGUGUGCGGUCGCUCAGACUCCCCUCGCUCUCCGUUCAUCGUGAACGGCAACGUUAGCGAAGUGGGCCAAUGGCCCUGGCAGGCAGCCAUUUACCUGAAGCGUUCACUAGAAGACGACUGGGAGCUGAGCUGCGGGGGAAGUCUCAUAUCGGAACACUGGGUCCUCACGGCGGCACACUGCGUCACUAAGGGCCGUGACGGAAGCACGUUUACGGCAGAAGGUCUCAAGGUGCACUUCGGGAAGUACUACAGAGACGACAAAAAAGAUGAUUCCAUGGUGCAAAUCAGAAAGCCGCAAGAGAUCCACGUGCACAGCGACUACGACGGCGUCAAGUUCGACUCCGACAUCGCUCUCAUCCUUCUUGACGAGCCAGUCGAGCUCACCAGCCGCGUCCAACCAGUAUGCCUCCCCACCGAGCGCACUACGAACGAAAACCUCGUGGAUGGACACCUGGGCGUGGUUACUGGAUGGGGAGUAACCGAGACCAAGGACUACGCGGACGUCCUGAAGCAAGCCGUCGUGCCCGUCGUGUCGGCCAAGCAGUGCCAGCAGGCUUACGAAGAAGCCCAGUUUGCUCUGACCGUUACGGAGAACAUGAUAUGUGCGGGUUACGUGAAGGGCGAGAUAGACGCCUGCGGAGGGGACAGUGGGGGACCGCUGGUGUUCCUCGACAAGUCUAUCACGGACAAGAGAAUAUGGGUGCUGGAGGGCAUCGUCAGCUGGGGAGGACCUCGGGCGUGUGGCACUGCGAAACACUACGGUGGUUACACCAAAGUGCAGCAGUUUAUGGACUGGAUUAACCAAUUUCUUUGAUGACUCUCUCGGCAUUUGGGUGUUAAAAGUGACUAACUUGUAAUGUUCAGGUAGAACCGAGCCUUGGCGAUUUCAUUUUCCACGUAAUUUAAGCGCGGACCAUAGGAGUGUCUUAGCAUGUAUCGGUUCACAUACGAUAGAGUACAAGACGAGCGUAAGACAUUCCCUCUCACACGUCAUUGGAGACGUCGACACACACGUGACCAUAAGAAUAGCACGUGACAAGUACGUGACCGUUUAUAUA
Ornithodoros turicata is the source of this 3102-nucleotide messenger RNA. Its product is annotated as clotting factor C-like. Gene Ontology annotation, biological process: proteolysis. The transcript has 17 exons. Gene Ontology annotation, molecular function: serine-type endopeptidase activity. The coding region runs from base 96 to 2858 and encodes 920 amino acids. The record is from RefSeq and is a predicted model, not a curated record. NCBI's taxonomy places the organism in Eukaryota, Metazoa, Arthropoda, Arachnida, Ixodida, Argasidae.